This is a messenger RNA of Verticillium dahliae VdLs.17, 429 nucleotides long. RefSeq lists its product as uncharacterized. Bases 1 to 429 code for a protein of 142 amino acids. The transcript has a single exon. NCBI's taxonomy places the organism in Eukaryota, Fungi, Ascomycota, Sordariomycetes, Glomerellales, Plectosphaerellaceae. The record is from RefSeq and is a predicted model, not a curated record.
AUGUACGCCAGCGAAAGCGAGAAGCCCCAGAGCUGGUGGAAGCGCCACUGCACCCCGCCCCCAGCAGUCAACAAGUCGGCCAUGUGUCCCUGCACCGACUGCUUCAACGGCGAUCCUCACAAUGCGAGCCGCGCCCCUCCUGUCCCCAUGGUGCCCUCGCGCGAACGCCGCCAGGCCGCCGCCGCCCCGGCGACGCGGCCAUCGCUCUCGUCGACAUCGACAAACUCGUCCACGUCGUCGUCGUCCUCCUCAACCGUGACGCGCAACGUGCUCCGCAAGUCGCUGCUGCGCAAGGAGAUGCCUGCCGACCUUGUGCCCCUCUUCCAAGAGGGCCACUCGACGACAAGCCUGCAUUCGCAGAUGCCCAGGCAGAGCGACGAGCUCUCGCUGGCGGGGUACGGAUCCUUCGCGGCCAGGGAGGCGGUGUAA